Homo sapiens (human) is the source of this 5840-nucleotide messenger RNA. It is a transcript of the gene NBPF4, whose product is annotated as NBPF member 4. Lineage: Eukaryota; Metazoa; Chordata; Mammalia; Primates; Hominidae. The record is from RefSeq and is a predicted model, not a curated record. Bases 2473 to 4599 code for a protein of 708 amino acids. Gene Ontology annotation, cellular component: cytoplasm. The transcript is spliced from 19 exons.
UCUGGCCGAGGCGCCACGCGACAGUUGAGACGCCAGAUGUGAGUUGAGGUGCCAGACGUGAGUUGAGGUGCCAGACGUGGCGGCGUUGGGUACCCAGGACCCUCGGACGGGUCUGCUGCGGCUUGCUGGGGGUCCACUCCAGACCCUGUUCGCCUGGGUAUCACCAGUGGAGUUUGCAGAACAGCAAAGAUUGCUGCUUGCUCCUUCCUCCAGAAGCUUCUUCCCACAGUGGCAUCAACCUGAUUGAUGUCAGCCGGAACUCUCCUGCAUGAGGUGUCUGGCGACCCCUGAUGGGAAGUCUCACCCAGUCAAGAAGCACGGGACUGGAAGGGGGACCUCCUUACGGAGGCAGACUGACUGUCCCUUAGCAGAGCUGGUGCACUGUAUUGGAGGAAUAACCCUCCUUGGGAUCAGCUGGUCUCUUCAGAGCCAGCAGGCAGGAAAGAUUAAGUCUGCUGAACCUCGGACCAUGGCCGCCGCUCCCCCGAGGUGCUCUGUCCCAGGGAGAUUAGAGUUCUUGUCUGUAAGCCCCUGACUGUAGCUACUGGAAUUCCUGCAGGGAUGCCCUCCAGGUGAGGAGGGAUGGCUUCGGGUCCCACCUAGGAAGCAGUCUGGCCACGAUCUGCAACAGCCACUUUGCUGCGUUGUGGGGAAUUCCACCCAGUCCAAACCUCCUAGUCUCCUUAGCACUGUCAGGGGAAAACCUCCAACUAAAGCCUCAGUAAUGACGGUCGCCCCUCCCCCUGGGAACUGAGUUGUCCCAGGCGGACUCCAGACUGCUGUGCCGGCAGCGGGGAUUUCAAGCCAGUGGUUCUUAGCUUGCGGGGUUUCCGUGGGAGUGGGACCCUCUGAGCGAGACCACUUGGCUCCCUGGCUACAGCCCCCUUUCCACAGAAGUGGACAUUUCUCCUGCCUCACUGGAGUUCCAGGUGCUGCCGGAGUAUGUAAAAAUUCCUGCAGCUCAGUGCCUGCCCAAACAGCCGCCGACGGGAGCAGCUGUCAUUGGUCUGCCCAGUUUUGUAUUUGAGACCCAGGGCACUGGUGGUUGUAGGCUCCCGAGGGGAUCUGCUGAUCUGUGGAUUGCAAAAAUCUGUGGGAAAAGCUUAGUACCCUUGGUGGGUAGCACUGUCCCUCACCACUUCCCUUGGCUGGGGAGGGAGGUCCCCCUGCCCUGUGCAGUUCCUGGGUGAAGCAAUACCCUGCUUCUUCUCGCUCUCUGUGGGUCAUGCCGACCAUCUAGUCAGUCCCAGUGAGAUGAACUGGGUAUCUCAGUUGGAAAUGCAGAAAUCACCCACAUUCCUCGUUCCUCUCGCUGGCAGCUGCAGACCAGAGCUGCUUCUAGUCGGCAGUCUUGGCCCCUCCCCGCCGAGUCAACUGACCCACUGGGAAUGUGACCUUGUGAAUCACCCAGAAAUGAGGUACAGGGGAGAGAAACACCUACUUGGAAAGCACCGAAACAACUGAAUUGGAAAAUGUGGAAAGGGGAUUGGGGGAGGGGACUCUUUCUGAGAUCUGGCUCCAGUACUAACAGCAAAGGGAACUUGGGCAAGUUACAGACUCUCUGUGCCUUGGUUUUGUCAUCAGCAAAACAGAAUCAUCCCAUAAACUGUAAGGUCCGUGGUAUCAGAGGGUCCCCAGUCUGACUGCACAUCUAAGUCGUUAACAAACACAUUCCAGGCCCCAACUGAGCGCACUGAAUCAGAAUCCCUGCAAGGAGGACAAUGAUCUUGUAUUUGCACUGACCUUCCAGAUGUUUCUUACUCUGAUCAACUUGGGGGUAGGAACCAUUGAGCUGCAUCACAUCAUUCCAAAGCCCAAACACAGAAGCAGAACAAGAAUAUAUUCAAUGCAUUCUCUAAAGUGGAGAAAACUGUUGAGGGAACCUAGAAGUGAAGGAAACCUGGCUUGCUGGGCUCCAUCUUAACUUUAUCCUGAGUACGGCAGAGACAGGAGCACUUUGGGACACAUGCCUGAGGUAGUGACAGUCCAACAUUGAAACAGUGGAAGCCCUAGUUUCAAAUUCAAACUUGCUUUGAGUAGAAAUUAAGUUUACAUCUUUUUGCAUAGCAACAGGGCCAGUUUUCUCCAAGCUGCUCAAUUUACAAGAAAAGAAAUCAUAUGGCUAAGAAUUCAAACUUCAGCAGACAUGGGUAAACAAGGAACUCUUACAAAUCUAUUCUAGCAACCUAACAAGAAACCAGAAAUUUAGCAAGUUCUUUCCCGCUCAGGACAAUUGUGUUCACUAGAUCAGAGGCACUGAGACAUGAAGAAAAGACCCGCUAAAAAGGGAAAGCCUUCCUUCCUGCCCUAGGACAUCCCUGCCAACUUCAGGGAGGUGGGAACCCAGCUGCGCUCUCUACAGUAUGGGUUACUUUUGUGUCUGGAAGGUGUCUGACAUCCUGAGACCUGGACCCAUUUCAAGGAGCUUUGGGAAGAGCCCAGAUCACUGAUGGAAUUGGACAGUGCGUGGAAAUGGUUCAGCAGGACGAGGACCGUUACCUGGUACGCUGGCUGCUACCUCCCUCACUCUUGUCAGAGUCGGAGCUACAGGCAGUGCCUUCAGCUCUGAGCUCAGGCAUCCCGGUCCCUGUUUUUGCGGUUAAGGACUCUAAAGUGUUGUGUCGUGUUCAUCAACUUUUUCUCAACUUCCCUGGCUCUACCUCUUCUGCCACAAACGUCAGCAUGGUGGUAUCUGCCGACCCUUUGUCCAGCGAGAGGGCAGAGAUGAACAUCCUAGAAAUCAACCAGGAAUUGCGCUCGCAGCUGGCAGAGAGCAAUCAGCAGUUCCGAGACCUCAAAGAGAAAUUCCUUAUAACUCAAGCUACUGCCUACUCCCUGGCCAACCAGCUGAAGAAAUACAAGUGUGAAGAGUACAAAGACAUCAUAGACUCUGUGCUGAGGGAUGAACUGCAGUCCAUGGAGAAGCUGGCAGAGAAGCUCAGGCAAGCUGAGGAGCUCAGGCAGUAUAAAGCCCUGGUUCACUCUCAGGCAAAAGAGCUGACCCAGUUACGGGAGAAGUUACGGGAAGGGAGAGAUGCCUCCCGCUGGCUGAACAAGCAUCUGAAAACCCUCCUCACUCCUGAUGACCCUGACAAGUCCCAGGGUCAGGACCUCCGAGAGCAGCUGGCUGAGGGGCACAGGCUGGCAGAGCACCUUGUUCACAAGCUGAGCCCAGAAAAUGAUGAAGAUGAAGAUGAGGAUGAAGACGACAAAGACGAGGAGGUUGAGAAAGUACAGGAAUCACCUGCCCCCAGAGAGGUGCAGAAGACUGAAGAAAAGGAAGUCCCUCAGGACUCACUGGAGGAAUGUGCUGUCACUUGUUCAAAUAGUCACAACCCUUCUAACUCCAACCAGCCUCACAGGAGCACCAAAAUCACAUUUAAGGAACACGAAGUCGACUCUGCUCUGGUUGUAGAGAGUGAACACCCUCAUGAUGAAGAGGAGGAAGCUCUAAACAUUCCCCCAGAAAAUCAAAAUGACCAUGAGGAGGAGGAGGGGAAAGCGCCAGUGCCCCCCAGACACCAUGACAAGUCCAACUCUUACCGGCAUCGUGAAGUCUCUUUCUUGGCAUUGGAUGAACAGAAAGUUUGCUCCGCUCAGGAUGUUGCCAGGGAUUACUCCAAUCCCAAAUGGGAUGAAACCUCACUUGGCUUCCUCGAAAAGCAAAGUGAUCUUGAAGAGGUGAAAGGACAAGAAACAGUUGCUCCCAGGCUCAGCAGGGGACCGCUGAGAGUGGACAAGCAUGAAAUCCCCCAGGAGUCACUGGAUGGAUGUUGCUUGACUCCUUCCAUCCUUCCUGACCUGACUCCCUCCUACCACCCUUAUUGGAGCACUUUGUACUCUUUUGAAGACAAGCAAGUCAGCUUGGCUCUUGUAGACAAAAUUAAAAAGGAUCAAGAGGAGAUAGAAGACCAAAGCCCACCAUGCCCCAGGCUCAGCCAGGAGCUGCCAGAGGUGAAGGAGCAGGAAGUCCCAGAGGACUCUGUGAAUGAAGUUUACUUGACUCCCUCAGUUCACCAUGACGUGUCUGACUGCCACCAGCCUUAUAGCAGCACCUUGUCCUCAUUGGAGGAUCAGCUUGCCUGCUCUGCUCUGGAUGUAGCCUCCCCCACCGAGGCGGCCUGUCCCCAAGGGACUUGGAGUGGAGACUUGAGCCACCACCAGUCAGAGGUGCAAGUUUCACAGGCACAGCUGGAACCAAGCACCCUGGUGCCCAGUUGUCUGCGACUACAGCUGGAUCAAGGGUUCCACUGUGGGAACGGCUUGGCCCAGCGGGGCCUUUCCUCCACCACCUGCAGCUUCUCAGCCAAUGCUGAUUCUGGGAACCAAUGGCCCUUCCAAGAGCUGGUUUUAGAGCCCUCUCUGGGGAUGAAGAACCCUCCCCAGCUGGAAGAUGAUGCACUUGAAGGCUCAGCAAGCAACACACAAGGGCGUCAAGUCACUGGCCGGAUUCGUGCCUCCCUUGUCCUGAUACUGAAGACCAUCAGAAGAAGACUCCCGUUCAGCAAGUGGAGACUGGCAUUCAGAUUCGCUGGCCCGCAUGCUGAGAGCGCAGAGAUACCAAAUACUGCUGGAAGGACGCAAAGGAUGGCAGGAUGAAAGAAUGUCACAAAAAGCAGCUUUUCCACUUGAUAAAAACAACUAAAACAGCAAAGCAAGUUUAAGUCCAAACACAAUACUGCAGGGGUCCUUCACUGAGGAUUGAAUUUCAGACACAGAAUACUCUUGAUGACUUCAAGCCACUAUGCUCCUUUGAUUUGAGAAGCCACAUUCCAUCCCCCUCCAAUUGUGAUCAAUACCUAGGGAGACCAAUGCCCAGAUGGACAAAUAGCAUUGACCGGCGUUAGCCCUGUUUCUCAAUUCCCAUCGUGUAGAGAACAGGAGUCCGCAGCUGCUGGCAGGAGACAGCAUGUCAGCCGGGACUCUGCCAGGGCAGAGUAUGAGCAAUGCCAUGUUCUUGCUGAAAACGCUUAGCCUGAGUUUCAUAGGCGGUAACCCUCAGAUAACUGCAGAAUGUAGAACAUUGAACAGGACAACUGACCUGUCUCCUUCAAACAGUCCAUGUCACCACCAAGAACACAACAAAAAGGAGAAGAGACAUUUUGAGUUCAAAAAGAGUAAAAAGCCUAUGCAGCUUAUGCUUUUUUAGUCAUUUUGAACCCAAAACAUCUCCUCAUCUUUUUGUUGUUGUCAUUGAUGGUGGUGACAUGGACUUGUUUGUGGAGGACAGGUCAGCUGUCUGGCUCAAUGGUCUACAUUCUGAAGUUAUCUGAAAAUGUCGUCAUGAUUAAAUUCAGCCUAAACAUUUUGCCAGGAACUCUGCAGAGUCCAUGCUGUGAGCUUCCUACCUCAGCCCAUCUGCAGGCAGAGAAGGCCCAGUGUGUCCAUCCCCAGUGCGGUGAUACUAGGAUGGUCACUUGGUUAAGGAGGGGUCUAGGAGCUCUGUCCCUUGUAAAGACAUCUUAUUUGUAAGUAAUUUGGAAAGUGGUUUGAAAUAGUAUAAAUAUCCUGUAUUCUAGUGAUCUUCUUCAGAACAUUUUAUCACCAAUUAAUCACCCCGUCUGUGUCAGUUAUUAUAUUUAAGUUUGUACAUUGAAAAUUGUCUAUCUCAAAAUCUUACCUUAUACUUGCUUUUGCUGGCAUUCUUUGUAAAAAAGAUCAUUCCCUGCCCAAAUUUUAACUUUCAUCCAAAAUUAAUUUUAAUUUCUUUUUGCUGGCAUUCUGUUGUGAAAAAGAAUAUUCUCUGCCCCAAUUAUAACUUUCAUCCAAAAUUAAUUUUAGUCCAUCAGUUAAAAUUUUAAAUUUUAAAUCUGUUUAAUUAAAACAUUUCUUGCCUCUCA